CGUGUUCCGAUCCGCACAAGGACAAAUAGCGUGAGGAGGAGCAGAGUUUGAGGAUCAUGGCUCGCCUUCUGCUCAGGAGAGGCUUCUUCAGCUCGCACAUCCGCAUGAGCUCCGACCAGCUGGGUGAGCUGGGUACGGGUGCAGGUAAAGGUGGCGGUGGGGGCGGAUCAGUGCGUGCUGCUGGAGGAUCAUUCGGGAGAAGGGAGGCAGCAGAGGAGGAGCGCUACUUCAGGCAAAAGGAGCGGGAGCAGCUGGCGGCCCUGAAGAACCACCACGAGGAGGAGAUUGACCAUCACAAGAAAGAGAUUGAGCGUCUGCAGAGAGAGAUCGACAGACACAAGGGCAAGAUCCGCAAACUCAAACACGACGACUGAAGAACACACACACACACACACACACACGCCUCCGUCCAGCUUCACAAACACAGCCCGAGUCUGCCUCUGUAGCUCGUUCCUUUGCCUUUCCUCUGUGUGGGUCCUGAUGGGUGAUCAAUAAAUAUGGUGAUGUUUGAUUAGA
Danio rerio (zebrafish) is the source of this 516-nucleotide messenger RNA. RefSeq names its product ATP synthase inhibitory factor subunit 1a (gene atp5if1a). The record is from RefSeq and is marked provisional. NCBI's taxonomy places the organism in Eukaryota, Metazoa, Chordata, Actinopteri, Cypriniformes, Danionidae. Gene Ontology annotation, cellular component: mitochondrion. Gene Ontology annotation, molecular function: ATPase inhibitor activity.